AUGGUCGAAACCCAAGUCAAAUCCGACACGAAGAUAACCGUCUGCGGCGACACCCACGGCCAGUACUUCGACCUCCUCGAAAUCUUCCGCCUCAACGGCUUCCCCUCCGCCUCCCACGCCUACCUCUUCAACGGUGACUUCGUCGACCGCGGGAGCUGGUCCUGCGAAAUCGCCCUCCUCCUCUACGCCUACAAGUGGCUGUUCCCCUCCUCCUUCUUCCUCAACCGCGGCAACCACGAAACCGACGACAUGAAUCGCAUGUAUGGCUUUGAAGGCGAGUGCCGCGCGAAAUACAACGAGCGCGUCUUCAAACUCUUCUCGGAAUCGUUCUCCGCCCUCCCCCUCGCCACCCUAAUUGGCGACAAAUAUCUCGUCCUCCACGGCGGCCUCUUCUCCGACGACUCCGUCACACUGGACGACAUCCGCAAACUCAACCGCCACAACCAACGCCAACCAGGCCAAGCAGGUCUGAUGAUGGAAAUGCUCUGGACGGAUCCUCAAACCGAACCCGGUCGUGGUCCCUCCAAACGCGGUGUAGGCCUACAAUUCGGUCCCGACGUCACGAAGCGCUUUUGCGAGAAGAACGGCCUCGAAGCGGUGAUUCGCAGUCACGAGGUGCGCAUGGAGGGAUACGAAGUCGAGCAUGAUGGACGGUGUAUCACGGUUUUCUCGGCGCCGAGGUAUUGUGAUUCGACGGAGAACAAGGGCGCGUAUAUCAAUAUCGAGAGCGACUUGAAGCUGCAGUUUAAUAAGUUUGAUGCGGUGCCGCAUCCGGAUAUUAAGCCGAUGCACGGGAGCAACGAGUGUAGGACGCGGGCAGAGCUGCAAGGAGGAGGCGGCUGCGAUCCGGGGUUCUUUUGA
Messenger RNA from Zymoseptoria tritici IPO323, 861 nucleotides. RefSeq names its product MgPPT1, serine threonine phosphatase 2A catalytic sub-unit like protein (gene MgPPT1). The transcript is spliced from 2 exons. Gene Ontology annotation, molecular function: protein serine/threonine phosphatase activity. Gene Ontology annotation, cellular component: nucleus; cytosol. The coding region runs from base 1 to 861 and encodes 286 amino acids. The record is from RefSeq and is a predicted model, not a curated record. NCBI's taxonomy places the organism in Eukaryota, Fungi, Ascomycota, Dothideomycetes, Mycosphaerellales, Mycosphaerellaceae.